AUGACGAGAAAACAGCUCGAAAAUAACUGCGUAGAAUUGGUGACAGUAAAUGGAAGACCAUUCAAUAGAUCAUUUCUUGGAGUAAAUAUUCAAUACAUUAAAGGAACAAAAAUUAUAUUAAGAACUUUAGCAUUAAAGGAACUACAAGAGAAACAUACAGGUGAAUAUAUAAAAACAAUUCUUAAAAAUGUAUGCUUUUCCUUUAACAUAUCCUUGGAUCAAAUAUACAGUAUAACAACCGAUAAUGGCGCCAAUAUGUUAAAAGCAGUAAGAAUAUUAACAUAUGAAGAUGAAGAUUGUGACAACAAUAUUUUAGAAGAAAAUGAAAACAACAUUGAUUAUAAUUCAGAAGAAAAUGAAGCUAACGAAUAUGAAAUAGAUAACUUAAGCGUUUUCGAAAAUAUUAAUGUUAUUGAAGAUUUAACUUCUAAUAAUGAAACCAGUAUUUUAUCUUUGACUGGUAUUAGGUGUGCAGCUCACACACUGCAAUUAGCAGUUGAUGAUGCAUUAAAAAGAGCAAAAUCUAUAUCACAGUUAAUUUUAAAAGCUAGAAAUUUAGCAAAAAAACUCAGAACUCAAACAUUUAUAUAUUUAAUAAGGAAACAAAACUUAAAAAAACCCACACUUGAUUGUCCAACUCAAUGGUGUUCUAUAAUAGAUAUGCUUGAAAAUUUAUUAUUAUUACAAGAUUAUUGUGAAGAGCUAUCUGUAACAAAAUUUCAAAAUUUCGUAACAUUAAAAGAUGAUGAAUGGUCAAAAAUUGAAGAAAUAUGUGCAGCAUUGCGACCGUCAAAAAUUUGUACCAAAAGACUUCAGGAAGAACAACUGACUCUCAGUGAAUUUUUUGGGUUUUGGUUUGAAACAAAAGUAGCAACAGAAGCACUACAAACUCCUUUUUCUAAACUCAUUGUUGAACAAAUGUUUAUAUGGAUCCUCGAUAUAAAGUAUUAUUAG
Messenger RNA from Trachymyrmex cornetzi, 954 nucleotides. RefSeq lists its product as uncharacterized. The transcript has 5 exons. NCBI's taxonomy places the organism in Eukaryota, Metazoa, Arthropoda, Insecta, Hymenoptera, Formicidae. The coding region runs from base 1 to 954 and encodes 317 amino acids. The record is from RefSeq and is a predicted model, not a curated record.